AUGCCUUCACUUUUAAAUAACUUUGUAGUAACUAAAAAGGGAAAUGUAUCAGAACAAAAAAAUACAAUGAAUAUGAAAGGUGACGAUUCAUUGUUAUCAAUAUCAAAACAAUCACCAUCUUCUAAUAAAUCUAAUGAUGAAAUGGAACAUUUAACAUUUAAUAAAGAACUUAUUUAUUCUACACAAGCAUAUUUGAUUGAUUUAAAAGAAAAUUGUGAAAUGGAUAUACAAUGUGUCUUAUUUUCACGAUCUUGUUUUGAUAUUGAUAAUAAUAAUACUUCAAAUAUUGAUAAUAAUAAUAUUUCUCAAUAUUCUGAUUUUAUUGUAUUGGACCAUACUAAUAAAUCAAAAAAGUGUAUUGCUCGACUUACAUCAUCAUUACAAAAAGUUGUUUCAACUUCAUCAACAGAAAUUAACAAUAUAACGACAAAUGACGAGAAGAUUUAUGACACACCUAAUAAUACUAUUUUAUCAAACGAUACAAACAUUAAUUCUUUUGAAACUUCAAAAGAUGAUCAAUAUAAAGUGUCAGAAGAUAGUAAAAAUUCAUGUGAUUUUGAGAAAAUAACAAAUAAUAAAUAUAUUUAUCCUAAUAUAGAAAAAUUUUGUUAUACAUCAAAUUAUGAAAAUGGACCUGUUGCAAUAUUAUAUACGAGUCGUAAUGAUAUAUCAUUAUUUGAUGGAAAAAUUAUUAAUGGUAAACGUUUAUUUAUGGGAGAGGGAUAUGAAAAAAAAUAUAAAAAAGAUGGACGAUCAAAUCAAAAAGGUUAUUAUCUACGUUUACGUAGUAGCACUCCAAAUUUAAGUGGAAUUGUUGAAGAAGAAGAUGUUGAAGAUGUUGAAACAACACCAUUUAUGAGAUCUUAUGAUAAUUGUAUACAUUUAAAAAAUUAUAAAAAUAAUACAAGAAAACCAGUAAUAAGAGGUAGAAAUAGUUCUUCAGACAAUAUAAAAAAAAAUAAACAAUAUGAGGAAGUACCAUCAACAAAAACAUAUCAUCAUUUAAUACAUGUUAAUAAUAAUAUUAAUAAUUACUCAACUAUAGAUAUUAAUUCAGGAUCAUCAUUUUUAACAGAUAAUAUACAAACAGAAUCAUAUACAUCAUCUAAUUCACCCAAAUCUAUAUAUUCAACAAGAAGUUCAACUGACUCAGGACAAGAAUCAACUGAAACAGAUUAUAAAAAAAAUUUAAAUAAAAUAUCAUUAUAUCAUUAUAUCGUUAAAUAUCAACAAAUUUAUGCAAUUAUUGAUAAUAUAUUGAAACUUGGCAGUAAUAUAUAUUCAUCAUUAACGUAUAUUAUUGAUAAUAAAUAUAUAUGUCAAAAUUUAUUAAUUGAAUCAUCACAAUUAAUAACUUUUUUGAAAAAUCGUUAUUUAAUUAAUAUAAUCAAUAAUGAAGAUAUUAAUUUAAUUGAAGAAUUAUUAAUAGAUGUUGAAAAAGAAUUAAUUGAAAAUGGAGAAAAUAGAAUAUUUUCAAAUUAUUUUAUUAUAAUUCUUCGAAGAACAAUAGAAGAAGUAUUUAAUUCAUUUGCUAAAAUAAUUUGUGAAUAUUUUUUAACAUCAAAUAAUGAUGAUGAACUUCUUAAUAUUGCUAGUGAACAUUUUAUAUAUUUAUUAUUAUUUUCAGAUGAAUUAUGUAAUGUUGCUAUACAAUAUCAAUUAGUUAAAAAAUUAUUGCAACAUUGUACAAAUCCAACAACAAAUUAUCAAACAAUAAAAUUAUUAUUAAGAGCUUUGGCAAUAUUGUGUAGUGCAAGUAAAGGAUGUUCUCAAUUAAUAUCAAAUAAUGGUUUUAAUUUUAUUAUAAAUGUUAUUUGUUAUUAUCCAUUUGAUUGUUCUGUUGAAGCAGCAGGAGUACUUACACAAUUAACUACAUCACCAUUAAGUAAUUGUAUGACAUUAAUUAAAAGUAUAUUACAAAUUAUUACUAAAUUAACAGAAAUGAUUGAAUGUUGUGACAGUGCAGAAUCGUUACUUUUAUGUACUGCAGCAUUAUCAAAUUUAUCAAUACAAUAUCCAUCAGCAAAUAGAUAUAUUCAUGAAAUAAAAACCUGUCAAAAGCUUGUUUUAGCUACAAAAAAACCUAAAUGUUGUAGUAUUUUUGUUUAUGAACAAAUGGUUACACUUAUGGCAAGAAUGGUUUCUCAAGGAUGGUAUUUAACAUUAUAUAAUAAAGAUUGUGUUACUAUUCUUCUUAACUUAAUGUUAAUUAGUGAUGAAUUACAUCCAAAAUAUUGUGAAAGAAUAAAAUAUAAAUCUGCUGUGGCCUUGUCAUCAAUAGCAAAAAAUGAUUAUGGUUUACAAUUAAUUAAAUUUAAUAAUGGCUAUGGGAUAAUGUGUAAAAUAACAGAAAGUAACUUAAAUAAUACACAAGAUCCUACAGUUAUUAUUUGUCAAACAAUCAGAGAUCGCCUUGAAAAUUAUUUUAGUGAUAUUAGAGAAGUAGAAACUGAAUUAUAG
Strongyloides ratti is the source of this 2460-nucleotide messenger RNA. Its product is annotated as Armadillo-like helical domain and Armadillo-type fold domain-containing protein. Gene Ontology annotation, cellular component: apical cortex. NCBI's taxonomy places the organism in Eukaryota, Metazoa, Nematoda, Chromadorea, Rhabditida, Strongyloididae. Gene Ontology annotation, biological process: asymmetric cell division; regulation of asymmetric cell division; establishment of mitotic spindle orientation. The transcript has 2 exons. Gene Ontology annotation, molecular function: cytoskeletal adaptor activity. The record is from RefSeq and is a predicted model, not a curated record. The coding region runs from base 1 to 2460 and encodes 819 amino acids.